AGGAAGUCGGCGUUGUCCAGGAAACACCAUCUCCUUCUCAGAAGAGGCCUAGGCGGAAGGGAUGCUCAGGACCGCAGGACCGCUUUCGCCCUAGACUCGUAAGGUUGGAAGGGACCCUGAGGGCCAUCUAGUCCGACCCCACUGCAACGCCUAACGUUGGGCUUGGACCCACAGCCGUGAGAAACCAAAAUAAUCUCAUGUGCUGCUACCGGCUGAGUGAUCCCCGGCCUCCCCUUUAAGAGGGGAGACAAGGAGCGGCGAAGAAGAGCGAAGCAGGCGGCGAUGGCAUUGCAGGCGGCGCAUCUGGAGGCCGACGCCUUCCUCGUCUGCAUGGUCCACGCGCUGAGCACUGAGCAAGAGGAGGUCAUGGGCCUCUGCAUUGGCGAGGUGAGGAGCGGGGUCUGCUGCUGCCGGGGAAUCCUGCGGGGGAGGGACCGGGGGCGCCGGGGCUGGCUUGGAAGUCCCGCUGAGUACAGGGCGCUUACCUUCUGGGCGGAUCCGUUACAGGCCGCAGCCGUAACCCUCACCUGUCAGCGGGCCGACUCCCCCACUGACUUCCACAGUGACGAUUGAUCACAAUGUUUAUCUCUAUCACUCCAUCUCAGGGCAGCUCGCAGAAAAAAAUUAGAAGAGCUGAAAAUAUAGGGGGAUCUUAAAAAAUAAUAAUAAUGAAGCAAUAGAAUUAAGAUCAAUUUAUCUACAUUAAAACAUACAGAAAACACUGCUGCAGGUGCUAUGAAACACCCCUUCCACAUUUGUAAAAUCACAACCCUGUAGUUUGGCAGCUCCUGCACUUUGGAACUCCUUGCCUAUUGAGAUUAAGCAGGCACCAUUGCUGUACUCUUUACCGCGCCUCCUCAAGCAUUGUUACUUAGACGCACCUAUCCAGAUUCUUAGAAAGCUGAGGUAAUUUUAAUCUGUGUUAGUAUUAUAAUUAUGUAUGUUUUAAAGUAUGGUUGUGACACCCCCCCCUCGAUUUAUUGUUUUAACUUUUUGUAAACCACUUUGAGGUGUUUUUUGUUUUUUCAUAAUCAAGCGGUGUAUGAUUUUUUUGAAAUAAAUAAUUACAAUAAAAGCAGCGCAGCAACGGACCUUUCCUAAAAAACAGCCUGUUCCCAAAAGACUGUUGGAGCAAGAAAGUCUGACACGUGAAGAGAGAAGCAAUGGGUUGUAACCAUAUUUAUGAGGAAAGCAUGCCUUUUUUUUGUUUUCAGAUUAUAUUUCUGUAUGUUAUAGUGGGCAUAAUUUUAAAAAGCACACAUCCUCUGUGUGGGAGAAGGAUGAAUUGCCUUUUAAGAUGGAUUAUGCCACCUGCCAGUUUUAAUAGAAUUUGUGUUAAGAAAUAAUUUUAUAAAUAUGUUGCCUCAUGAAUCAGGAUUAAGUACGGCCCAGAGUUGUAAAGAAUAAAAGCAUCUUUAUUUUAAGAUGCCAUGUGCAUGUUCUGAAGCAAGUUUCAUGUUAGAAAAGGUGCACUCUUUCCCCAUUUCUCUCACCCGCAGGAAAGGGAUUUCUCUCUUGAACUGAGGCUUGCUCUCUGCAGGUUUUUCAAGUACUGUACAUUUCUAAAAGUGGUGCUCUUAAAAAGCCUCUUGAUUACUUUGUAUAACUUUUAGUCAUUCAGAAUAUUUUAACCCGGGGAGGGGAAUCUGGGGCCUAACAAGUAUUGUUCUUCCAAUUCCCAUCAUCUCACCCAGCAUGGCCGAUCGUCAGGAAUGAUGUAAGCUAUUGAGUCUGACCAACUAAAUAAUGCAUCACUAGGAGAAACUGACAGUAUGAGUUUAGAAAUAUUUUCAUAGCUUGACCCACUUAAUAUUUGUUUGUACCGAUAAUUAGAUAGUACUGGGCAACACUGAACAUUUUCUCAAGUACCUCUACAAAGAGUUGCAUCCUUAAAGUCUUUUCUUUCUUCUGCUCCGUUGUUGAGGGAUUGACUACAGUAGGAUUGACUACUGGCUGCAUCUGUUGUUAUGGUUGCUCUCCUAGAUUGCAGUUGCAUGUCUCAUGCAGCAAGUUUCAACAGGGACCUGCAGCAGUGUUGCUCUUUUAUGCCAGGGCUCGCAGAGAGCAUGUGAAUUGAUAAAGAGUAGCAUCUCUGCAUGUGUGCUCUGAGUAACUGCAGCCUGGCAUCUGGAGUCAGGUGCAACACUCCUAGAUGGAAACACAUAGUGUCUAGUUAUACUGUGGCCAAAGUAUCUCUCUGUUAAACUUUAAACUACAUGAGUCUGGGCUCCUGUCUUCAAUAUAUUUUCUUCAUUAAAACUUUUGUCUGCUUUAUAUAAUAAAAACCACUAAGAGGUUUUCAUAAAAACAAUAGAAAUACAGCAACAUUAAAUAAAAUUUCCUAAAAACUAGAUAAAAAUGUAACAGUGUUAACAAGUAAAGCUGAGUAGUGAACAAAACAAAGAAUUUGGAAAGCUUGAGCAAACAUAGGUGUUCAGAAGUGUUUAAAGCUCAUUAUUGUCUCUCAAAAUUACUCAAGGGAGGGCAUUCCAGUGGUGGGUGCAAUUACCAACAAAACCUGCUUCUGUGUUGUCACCAACACAGAUUUUAAAAUCUUCUGAUCAUGGAGCAAGGUCUCCUUGAAAGAGCUUAGGUUGGCUUGAUCUGUACCAGGGAAGGAAAUCACUUUCUUGGAUGGCUUUGGACAGACAGGUUCUUUGCAAAGGGUAUUUGGAGGAAUGUAAAGGCAGCUCUGCUCAGUUUGAAAGCAAGUUUUCAGAAAUAAAUCUCUGCUUAAAUGAUCUUGCAUGUGUGCAAGAUGUAAGAAUGAAGAAGGGUUUUUCAGUGAGAGUAAGCAUAUUCUGGAAUCACAAUCUUAUUGUGUUGCUGCUGCCAUUGCAUGCACAUUUACCUGGAGUGAGCUCCAUUUAAUACAGUGGGAUGCAUGCCCAAGUAAGCAUGUGAAAUGUUGUGCUUCAUACGUUUUUCUUCAUUUAUCCACAGGUUGGUGCUAGCCGAAUAGUUCAUAUUCACUCCGUGAUCAUUCUGCACCGGUCAGAUAAGAGAAAAGAUCGUGUGGAGAUUUCCCCAGAGCAGCUCUCAGCUGCUUCAACAGAAGCAGAGAUAUCCUUUGACAGAAAUUAUGGGGUAAUAACACUUGAGUAUUUUCAAGGCAGGUAGUCCUCAAAGGGCAUGAGAUUUUGGGAAAGUGACUUAAAUCACUUUGCAAGUGAUGGCCUAGAAGGGAAAUGUCCUGCCCAUAGUUCUCUGCUUCUUUCCUUUGCUGUUCUGAAAGAGCAUUUCAUAAUAAUAGUGUGUGCACAUGUUUGAGAUUGGCAAAUGUAAGAACGUGUAUUUUUAAAUGCAUGACUACGUUUGCAGUAGGGAGUUAUUUUUAGUUUUUGGAGAAACCUUAACUAACACACAGAUUGGCUAAGUUAACAGGACAGCCUACAAGAGUUGUUGGCUGGUAUCAUUCUCAUCCCCACAUAACAGUUUGGCCAUCACACGUAGGUAAGAGUUUUCUUCUGGGUAAGGCGUGUGUCCAUCAUCCACUAUAUGCUGACUUGGGGUGGGCCACUUUUUAAGGGGGUGAGAUAUCUGAAAUAUUUUGUGUGUAUGUAUAUGAUAGAGAGGGAGAAUUUAAUGUAAGGAUAAGAUCUUGUGACAGGUGGAGCCUUCAUUUUCCUACCAGGCAGGACCUGUAUGAGCUGAAUGCUCCUGGCAAAGAAUCUUUGCUGAUUACAAUAGACUUUUGGGGAUGAGUGCACUUCUUUUGCUCCAUUAUAGAAACAUAGGAAGCCGUCUCAUGUCAAGUCAGAUCACUGAUCACUUAGCUCAAUAUUUGUCCAUACUAACUGGCAGUGACUCCCCAGACCAACAUGUUGAUGCUGGAGAUUGAACCUGAGACCUUCUGUUUGCAAAGCACACACCACAGCCCUUUCCUUACCUAACUUGGGAAGAAGGAAAUGCAGAAAAAACUGGUGUGUGUCCCCCCACCAAAAAAAUAAAAAUAAAAAAAUUGCCAUCUAAGGCAUCAGGCUCAUAUUUAUAUGGUUUCCGUACAAAGUUUUACUUGAAACACAACGUGUUAUGAAUAUGCAUUGGCUACUUGAAGUGUGAUCGGCACAUGUGUACCGUUUCAUUGGUUAAUAAAAACAUGCUCCUAUCUGCAUACACAGUACUAUGGCAACAGGUAGGUUUUAGCAAAGUUGCAUUUUUAGCUUGGCCUACAAACCAUAAUAGCUAGGUGUGACCUUCUAUUCCUGAUUUACUACUGUCCCCCUUGGAGACUCUUAUGUUUGAGUUACUGUUUCAUUUCCCCUUUGAAGUUUCCUGCUCUUACUCCUCAAGGCCGCCUAAUGCUUGCUGUUGUGUGCCAAGUGAUAACGAAGUGAGAGCCCCUAAGAGGAAUGGUAGACUCAGAGAAGAGAAGAAAUGGUUUUUAUUCACAGAAGAGAGUCGGAGAGAAAAGGGGGAAAGUGCACUUUAAGCAAAAGGAAAGAAAGCAGUCCCCCCGCCAAAAAAAAAACAGGGAGAGGAAGAGCCCCAAGAUUGAAAUCUCUAAAUAGAGCCAAAAGAUGCAGCAGCAGAUGAUUAAACAAGGAACUCCCAGGGCUGUCUUAGAUUUGACUGUAAUCUUGCUUUUAGAGACUUACAUCAGGGGUUGGCAAAGUUUACCUUGCCUGGGCCAGUUCACUCCAGCAGAGAUCCCUCCAUGGGCUGGAUUGCGCAUGUGCGUGAGUGCGCCCGCCUGUGAUUUCUGGCAUCUGCGUCUGCACAGACGCAAUUUCCGGUGUCUGUGCAUGCGCAGAUGCAGACACAAUUUCCAGCACCACGGAAGCGAGUCCCCACGCUGCGCUGUGCCAGUUUAGCACAGUGCGCGGGGACUCGCCGAGUGGGCAGCUUGGUUCGGGGGUGACUCGUGGGCCAGUUAAACGACCUCCGUGGGCUGCUUGUGGCCCAUGGGCCUUAGGUUGCCUACCCCUGGCUUACAUUAUUGUAUGGUACCUUUUGUUUUCAAAUGUCAUACAAAUAUCUUCUCCGAUGCUCUCUGCUGCUCCUGAAGAAAAAGGACAUCUGUGAUCUUUCCUUGUCUGGCUUGAUCUUUCACACUGAUGAUCCAGUGGCUUCUGUUAAGCCAGGGAAUGUAGAAUUUGUAAUUUGUUUUGCCAAUUGUAUGCCUGCAGACCUCUGCACACAAGCGAUGUAUCAGAUGAUGGAUCAAGACUUUGUGGGGCUUAUCUUCUGCUGUUUCAAUGAUGACAAAAACACAAAGGUAAAUAAAUGACACCCAUUCCUGUGUCGUAGCCAUUAUUGCUCUCUGUUCCUUUCUGAAAAGAAUGCGCUAUUCUUUCUGGAGCCUGGAUUAGAUCACUGGUCUUCACAAGUGGGUUGUGGCCUAAUCCAAGGUAGGUCGCAACAGGAGCAUUACCACCAUGCAAAUAUAUGAUUAAAGAUUAAGAAAUAGGUCCCCAAAUGCAUGCUUGGGUUAAAAGUGGGUCUUGGGUCUGAAAAGGUUGAAGAUCCCUGGACUGGAGAUACUUGAAGCAGUGAACUCAUACAUGAUACCUAUUGCUGCUGUGGUUACAAUUUCAUCAUUGUUUGUGAGUGGUUUUAGUCCUCAGACACACAAAAUUAAAUUAGAGUUGAGGUGUAGACUAGGUCUCUCCCUUUCAUUCAUUGAUGUUAUGGUUUGUCACUUUGUUUUCAGUGAUUACACACACAUAAAUUCAGUGAAACAAGUGCAUGAGCUUGGAGAAGGUAAUUAGGGUCCCAUCACUUUUCUUAAAUACUUGGUCCUUCGUGUCUUAGAGUGCACACCCUCAAAUCCGGGCUCCCUAGCUUUCCCCAUACUUGGGUCUGCAGAUGUUGCUGAACCACAUUAAAAAUGGACAGGCAUAAAAUGUGGGAAGAUACUAAGAGGGUGCAUUGGGGAAAGGCAGACUGUCUUCUUUGGAAUACCUAAACAUGGACUGAAGUUCCGUUUCUGAGCCACUUAAUCUGGAUUAGGUGGAUUGCUAGUGCUGUGGUUUAGAGAACAAUAAUUGUUGGCGGAAUUUAGCAGUGGGUGUUACAAUAGGGGAACACAAAUGCAAAGACGACAUGCACAAAGUUGUCCAAGAAUGACCUGAGAAGGAAAUAAAAGAACACAUCCCCCCCCCCCAAUACUGGUAUUGACAUCAAUAGUCACUUAUCUCCCAUAGUAAACAGCAACUUCAAGGAAGGGGGCAUGCUUUUUGUUGCAACUGCAUGUGUGGGUCGUAGAGGGUUUAACCACCCUGCUCAAAAGCAAUAGUAAUUCUAAUUGUGCACCCACAACUACUAUUAAACAGAAACAAAACCCAGGUAUAUUCAUUGGGACAAUGAACUUCACAUUUGGCAGUAUAUCACCUAAAUAGGCUCCAUCUGCAGCAAUCAGUCUUCAAGGUGCCAUUGGAAUGUUUAUCAUUUAAUGGAAUGUGAGCUUUAAUCUCUGGCUGAGGUGCAGUGGGUGGAAUGAAACGUAGUGUGAAAUGGGAUGUAUGCCUGUACAACUAUGUCCACUCAAGCAACAAGACUCCCCCUCCCCACACCUGGCUCAUUGUGCUAAACCUGUUAUGGGGUUUCUCCCAAUCAUCCAGAAAAGAUUUAGGGAGCACAGAGGCAUGGUGGGCAGAGGGGAAAGUUCCACUGCAUGAAAUAACUUAGUUGAAUCCCAUCCAGUGUGUUUAUUUCCUUCUUCCCUCCCAGCUUCCCAGGUAGCAGAACACCUGAAUAGAGUGUCACUACAUAGAGAUGUGUGGCUCUUUCGGGGUUUGGAUAAUCAAACAUCCUGUUGUAUAAUAAUCUCUUUUUUUCUUUCUUUCUUUCUUUCUUUCUUUCUUUCUUUCUUUCACUCACAUAAAUCUGCUGAUUAUUCCAGACUGGCCGGAUUCUGUUCACCUGUUUCCAGUCCAUUCAAGCCCAAAAGAGCUCCGAGUAAGUACUCUGUUAAUUAGGAGGGUUUGGCAAACUCAAUGCCUCAGCCUUUCUCACUUUUCUUUGAACUUCAGCUUCAGUGGUUACUUUUUAUGUAUAGCAGUGCUGCUAUGUUUUAAUUCUCAAUUCUUCAUCUCUAGGCAAUUCUAGGUUCAAAAUUCCCAUUGUUCUGGGCGCAUUUUGCGACAGGGGAUUUCAUUAGCGUGAGCAGUUUCUGAGCUCUGGGCACAGUACUGUGCCUAAUAUUUCAGAUUAAAACUGUGGAGUGGAAGGAAAGGAGGAGCUUUUUCUGCUUCCCCACUUCCAGCUACUCUCUGAAAACUGGAGAAGAGACCCGCUUAAGAAUAGUAGGGGGAUGGGCAGGGGAAGGAUUAGACCAUGUAAAAAAUGAACAUAAUAUUUUAGCUACAGUUCGUUCACUUUCAUCUUUGUAUUCUUGUUAUAAAAAAGUGUGCCUAGACAUUCCGUUGUUGUGCCCAGCUGCUUGUAUCUUUAUAGUUCCUGUUUUUCACCUGGCAUCUAUGGACAAUAUAGUGUGCACACUUCUCUAGAGUAAGCCCCACUUAACACAGUGUGUAUGUGCUGUGUACGUUGUGCUCUUCUAGCGUUUACUUCUCUUACUGGGCUGAAUGUUGUAUUUUUAUAAGUUCUUAUUCUUUUUCUGUUGCAUUUUAAUACUGUUUUAUGGUUUUAAACUUGUAUUGAUUUUAUGUUGUGAAUAUGUGCGGUGGAAGCUACCUUGGGAGGGUUUGGUCCUAAAAGACAGCCAACAAAUACUUCAAAUUAAUAAAUAAAAAUGACUUCCAGCUAAGCACGCAUAGAAUUAUGCUGUCAAGUCUCCAAAAAUGGAACAGUAACACAAAUAUUCUUCCCCUUGUAGGUAUGAAAGGAUUGAAAUUCCUGUGCAUAUAAUACCUCACACCACCAUGGGGAAAGCGUGUCUUGAGUCAAUGAUGGAGCUCCCCAGGAUCUUGUGUCAAGAGGAGCAAGAUGCUUACAGGAAAAUCCACAGGUAAAAUGAGCCAGGCUCCCUUCUUUGCUUUAUUUGGAUACACUUAUCACUUGCUCUCCUUUGCCAUCAAGUACAGUGGUACCUCUGGUUACGAACUUAAUUUGUUCCGGAGGUCCGUUCUUAAGCUGAAACCAUUCUUAUCCUGAGGCGUGCUUUUGCUAAUGGGGCCUCCCACUGUGUGCGCGCCUCCGGUGUGCAAUUUCCAUUCGCAUCCUGGGGCAAAGUUCGCAACCAGGAGCAACUACUUCCAGGUUAGCGGAGUUCAUAACCAGAAGCGUUUGUAAACAGAGGUAUCACUGUAUGGCAGAGGUAGGCAGCCUACAGCCUAAGGGUUCCAUGCAGCUCUUGGCCUAAUUUCAUUGAGGGGGGACCCAAACGCGUCCAAAAGCUGACACAGAUGAUGGGAGAAAGGGGGCAAGACCUCUCAGCGGCUUUCAAUACCAUCAAGCAUGGUAUAAUUCUGGAGUGACUCUCCAAACUAGGGGUGGGUGACACCGCUUUACGGUGGUUCCAGUCCUACUUGGAUGGUCGUUCCCAGAUGGUGUUGCUUGGGGAAUGCUUUUCAGCCCCAUCAAACCUUCAGUGUGGGAGAUUGUCUGCUCUUGAUGGGGUUACACUUCCUCUGAAGGAGCAGGUUCGUAGCUUGGGGGUACUCCUAGAUCUUUUGCUGUUGCUUGUGGCUCAGGUGGCCUCAGUGACCAAGAGUGCCUUCCAUCAGCUUCAGCUUCAGCUUCAGCUUCAGCUGGUGGAAUAGCUACGUCCCUAUGUGGACAGGGAUAGCCUAACUACUGUUGUCUAUGCUCUGGUAUCCUCAAGGUUAGAUUACUGCAAUGUGUUAUAUGUAGGGCUGCCUCUGAAGACAGUUCUAAAACUUCAGCUAGUGCAGAAUUCAGCAGCCAGGUUGUUCACCGGAGCAAGAUGGUUUGAGCGCAUUACACCGAUCCUGGUCCGACUGCACUGGCUACCAAUUAGUUUCCGGGUCCAAUUCAAAGUGCUGGUUUUGACCUAUAAAGCCUUAAAUGGCUCAGCACCACAAUACCUUAAGGACUGCCUUUACCUCAGGCAUCCCCAAACUUGGCCCUUCAGCUGUUUUGGGACUACAACUCCCGUCAUCCCUAGCUAACAGGACCAGUGGUCAAGGAUAAUGGGAAUUGUAGUCCCAAAACAGCUGGAGGGCUGAGUUUGGGGAUGCCUGCUCUACCUGGACCCUGAGAUGAUCUUCUGAGGCCCUUCUUUGUGUGCCUCAUCCUUGAGAAGUCCGGAGGGUGGCAACACAAGAACAGGCCUUCUCUGCAGUGGCUCCCCAUCUGUGGAAUGCUCUCCCUAGGGAAGUUCACCUGGCACCUUCAUUAUACAUCUUUAGGCGCCAGGCAGAAAUGUUCCUUUUUAGCCAGGCUUUUGGUUGAUUUGACUGACAUCCUAUUCCCUUUUAAAAUGUGGGUGGUUUUUGGAAGGGGGUGUUAUUGGGUUGCUGUUCUUAUUUUGAUGAUAUAUUUUGUGGUUUUAUAUUUUGAUUUUGUUCUGUGAACUGCUCUGGGACCUCUGGAUAUAGGGUGGUAUAUAAAUUCAAUUAAUCAUCAUCAUUAUCAUAACCUGUAGGAGUAAUUUGGCCCUUGCCUGGCAGUCUGCUGGGCUAGAAGAAAGAGGUUUGAAGUAAGUAAGUAAUGAAAAUGUUGGUUUUGCAGAAUCAUCUGCUUGACUACUGUGGGAAUCAAGCCACUGGGACAAGAGGGUCUGAUCCAGCAGGGGGCAUUUCAAAAUCCCAUGUGGACCAUGUGGUGACCCUUGCCAGUAGCAAAGUAACCUACUGUGGUCCAGGAAGUGGACAUUGACAUGAAGUGACUGGGAGGGAAGAACUACCUGGAUUGUAGUCUUUAUUUUUAUUUGAAGGAAGUUGUUUUGUGAAGCCUGAUAGAAAACAUACUGUGACUUUUGUGGGAGUGCUGACUUGACACCAGUGUGCUCUCUUCCUCCAUUUAGCCUUACCCAUCUGGAUCCCAUAACCAAGAUCCAUAAUGGUGCAGGUAAGGAUUUCCAGAUCAAAAGUACCGACGUCACACAUUUUGGUACUUGAAACAUUUGCAGUCAUCAGACUUUGGACCCGGAUUGUCAGAGGGUUGACAUUAAAUGAUAGUUGCUCCACACCAACAGUUUGAAAAGUGUAGGGAAGCCUCUUCUGUUUAGAUGUGAGCAGUUUGCUGAGGGAGUGCAUUAUCCUUAUUAUGUGGCUCCCAGUUUCAUUAACCCCCUUCCGUGCCUUUGGAUUUGGCGUAACUACUUACUCAAGAUAGCAGGUAUGAUAACUUGUUUGCCAUGGAGGACAGGGAGGCAAGCCUUUUGUUUUGCCAGCAUGCUAGCCUGAGUACCUUAAUGCAAACUUGUCAGUGGUCUUGCUUCUUUCUUUUGAUGGGUUUAUCAUUGCUCUGUGAGCUAUUGGUGCCUGUCUUGCCUUCACAGUUAGGUAUCUUUAAGCUGUUAAAUUUUGAAGGGCUUAUAUAAUUUCUAAUACCGUAUAGGAUCAGGCUGCUAAGUCAGCCUUGGAGUGAAUUGAGUGCCAAGGAAACCCUUAUUAUUCAACUAUUUUACUUUUAAAAGACAACUGAAGGCUGCCCUGUUUAGGGAAGUUUUUAAUGUUUGAUGCUAUAUUGUUUUUAAUAUUUGGUUGGAAGCCGCCCAGAGUGGCUGGGGAAACCCAGCCAGAUGGGCGAGGUAUAAUUAAUAGUAUAUUAUUAUUAUUAUUAUUAUUAUUAUUAUCAUCAUCAUCAUUACUGGUACACUGACACUCUGCAGAGAGAGAUGGUUGUAUCUCACUAUUUACUGCAUUACUUCUUUCCUCGCCAGUGUUCACUAAGAAGCUCUGCAGCCAGAUGUCUGUCAUCAGUGGUCCUCUUAUGCAGUGGUUGGAGGAUCGCUUGAAGAAAAACAAAGAGAGGGUGCAGGAACUGCAGCAGGAGAAAGAGAAACUUCUGGAGGAACUCGCUGCCUUGGAGGGAGAAGAACAGAACCUCAUGGCCUAAGAAACAGCCAAAUGUUCCCAAGUUUGGCUUCAUCCUACCUUGCUUCUUCUCCAACCCUCCCAUCUCGUUGGGUACAUUCUGUGCAUUAUGCAGCACAGAAGCUUCAGUCAAGCGGUUAAGCUCACCACAUAAAACAUUUGUUCAGCAGAAACAUUUGUUGUUUACUGUGGACACACAAACAUGCACUCCAUAUACAUAUCCUCUGCAUUCAGACAUCUGAAGGCAGCCCUGUACAGGGAGGUUUUUAACGUUUGAGGUUGGAAGCCACCCAGGGCGGGAUAUAAAUAAUAAAAUUAUUGUUAUUUCCCCACGGUGAACACAGGCAAAUAAUAGUUUAUACCAGUAAUGAUUCAAAAUUCUGUUUCAGUAUCCAUUAUUUUUGUCUUUGGUUACAUAUAUCAUAAUUAAAUAGAGAAGUAACAAGGAGUGAAGGAGGAGGGAUAACCUAUGUGCACCAGACUGUAUUGUAUACUGUAUGUACUGUCCUACUAUAUGCUUCAUUGUUUGUGAAAUUAAUAAAGUUGUACUAAACCGCAUAAAAGUUAGCUAAAGAAUCAUAGUUCUGUUCUUCGUGCUGAGUUCCAUUUCUUCAUUAACUGUUGGGGAAAUGUCUUGAGCCUGUUUGGGUGAGUUUUAAAAUAUAUUCUCUCAACGGUUUCAGUUCUUUACCCUAGAUUCAGACAGUGUUUUUUUAAUUAGGGCAACGUAAUCUGCUGUGUUAAAUGGAGCUUCUGGUCUCUCUGAGCUGUUUUUCCCCCUUCACUGUAUUGAGCCCUGGUGACCAUUUUGGAAAUGGGCUUGUGAUUGCCUGAUGAUCUGAGACAGAGGUAAAAACCAGUUGUCUACAGGGCAUGAUUUUCUGGUCCUACAGCUCAUAGCCUGUUUGGGGCUAUUAGAAGUUUGAGCAAGACUUUGUUUUGCCGCAAGCAAGGCAAGCCUAUUUUUGCUUAUGGGGAAAGAAGGAGCAGCAGAUUGAAACACCGUCUCGCCUUGGUGAUGUCACUGCCCUUGCAAGCUUUUUCUUUAUUAUUAAUUCUUCUACCGCCAGUACUAGAUCUUCCUCAAACAAUUAUUUCAGCGUAGCCAAUUUUGUUUCGUAACAAUAAUCCUUUAUGCUAGGUACUGCCACACCUCCGCUGUUUUUUAUUUGUUUGUUUGUUUUUGGAGUUUGGCAGCUACCUUAGGCGGGUUUUGGUUCCAUUUGAGAUGCUGCAUCAAUCGCUGCCAUUUUGACAGUAUUUCAGAUGGGACAACUAAUGAAAUGUUUAGGAGUAUAAAUGAGUUUUGGGUACUCAUCUUUACAGUAGAUAUUCUCCCAUACCAUGAGAUAGAAAAGGCAUUCCAAUAUUAUUUAAAGAAUUGGAAUAUUUCAGUAUGGGUUCAGAACUCAUCAGUUGGACUUGACUUUUGGAGCUCCAGUAAUGGGAAAUGGAGGUAUGUCAGAAACAUGCAAUCUCUCUAGAGGAGCUAGUCAGGGAUGUCCUUUAUCCCCUGUGCUCUUUGCCAUUGUGAUUGAAGCGUCGGCUAUAGCAGUAAGAGAAAAUGUACACAUCAAUGGGAUCUAACAUGGCUCUUUAGAUACUAAGAUAAUUCUUUAUGCUGAUGAAGUGGUUCUCACAGUCUCACCCAAAGAAGAUUUAUCAAAAAGUCAUAAGGUUAUUAUCUAUAAUAGUGAGAGAUCAGAUUUUUUUCUAUGUUUUUUGCUGUUCUUAUUUUAUCUGUAAGCUGCCUUAAAUUCCUGUUGUUGGGGAAUGUGGGGUACAAAUAAAUAAAUAAAUAAAUAAAUAAAUAAUACAAUA
Podarcis lilfordi (Lilford's wall lizard) is the source of this 12728-nucleotide messenger RNA. Lineage: Eukaryota; Metazoa; Chordata; Lepidosauria; Squamata; Lacertidae. The record is from the annotation of a GenBank genome assembly.